Molecule: messenger RNA, 453 nt
Organism: Cariama cristata (Red-legged seriema)
Lineage: Eukaryota; Metazoa; Chordata; Aves; Cariamiformes; Cariamidae
Product: chromosome unknown open reading frame, human C1orf226
Exons: 1
Source: RefSeq, a predicted model, not a curated record
CCCCCCGUCACCAAGAAGCGGACGCCGCGCGCCCUGAAGACUCCACAGGACAUGCUCAUCGCGCCGCAGCCGGCGGGGACCAGCCCAAGGAGCAGCAUAGAGGAGCCCCCCGAACCACCUACAGCCCACCCUGACCCUGCAGAGGAGCGGUCGGGGAUGAGAGACCCGUCCCCUCCAGAAUGUCCUGGGGUCCCCAACAUGAUGGGCACCCCGGAGCCCAGUGGGGACCAGCCCACUGGUGCCCUUCCUGUGCCUGACCUCAUCCAUAAGGGCAGCCUGGAGAGCCAGUGGCGAGCAGGCGAGAGGGCCACUGAGACCUCACCCUGCAUGGAGAAGCCCUCCCGGAGACCGGGGCUGGAGCACGAAUCACUGGGGAGCACAGGGCGGCCAGAGCCACGUACCCCUGGCUGGGAGGUGGAGGGGCCUCAUCCCGAUUUACUGUCCUUUGAGUAG